AUGGGCAGCAGCGGUGGCCGCAGUAGUAGACUCUUCGGUCUCCCGAUCAGUCGCCAUGCGCUGUGCGGGUUCGAGUCCCGUCACAGGAGAAAUUUUUAUCUUGGCUAUGCACGUUGUGAUUGUCCGUAGGUGGUAGAUGGUCGCUGACUGUCGAACGCGGAGGUACCACCCGGCGGAUCUCGUAGGCGGAGCCAGAAUGUGUG
Acanthoscelides obtectus is the source of this 203-nucleotide messenger RNA. Lineage: Eukaryota; Metazoa; Arthropoda; Insecta; Coleoptera; Chrysomelidae. The record is from the annotation of a GenBank genome assembly.